AUGCUCAGCACGCCGUCAGCUCCCGCACCGCCUGAGCUCUCGCUACGCUAUGCGUACGACCCGCCCUCGAAGAACGUCGGCUUUACCCCAUCAGCGAGGAAGGCGCUGCAGCGCUCCUUCUCAUCGACCUCCACCUCGCCCGUGCUCUCAGCACACCCGCAACCGGCGCCGACCGUGCUCCCUGAAGCAGUUCAGCGUUCUCCGAUCCGAGACGGAGCUCUCGAUGCAUCACAUCCCUGGCUCAACGCCAGCGACCGACAGAACUGGAUCCUCCGCCUCGCGAUGGCGAUAACGGCGAACGACCCCAUCGCAGCUACGAAAGCAUGGCGCGGCCUCGCCGGCAGUCUCUAUCCCGCCGAACGCACUGGUGCCCUCUUCACCCGCCGUGACCGAGAUGGCGGCGCCUUACUGCUGCAGACGCACCAGAGGCGACCUCGCGCAGCUUUAGCCGAUGCCAUUGAGGGCCUCACGAAGAGCUCGGCGUGGCUCGCUCUCUGCGCUACCGGCAGCAAGUUCAGCAGACUAGCUGUCCUCCCCAACUCUGCAGACGCUGCGCUCGUCAUCGCCGUCGAAGUCUCCGACACCACGAAGCAGAAGGGCUGGGCAAUUCCGCUGAACGAGUUCCUGGCCACCGCUACCGAUACCGAGCUUGAUGGCCUGUGGGCGUGGGAUCUGAAGCCCCGCGCUCUCGAUGCUGGAGCCGUCCACACAAUGUGGACGACUGUGCGUGCGAUCGGCACACCUGGCGAUGAGGCCAAGGCGGCCGCACAUGGCGCUCAUGUGCUGGCCCGCUCGACACCAGUCAGUACGGGACACCGUGGGUGCAGACUGGCCCCCGCCGUUCCCGACUGUGCUGCUUCGAUUCCCGCCCCCGUUCCCGCUCGUCUCCGCUGCUCCCGCAAGAGCACCCCUACCCCGACUUCGGGGUCUGAGAGAAGGAAGAGAGACUUCACGCCUCCGCCCAUCGGGAAGGAGGAGGAGAGGAGCGCGGCAAAGGCGUACCGUGCCGAGAAGAAGAGGACGAAGGUCACAGAGUGGCUUGACGCCCUCAGUAUCGACGACAGUGAGACAGACCCGGAGGUAGAGGAGCACCAGUGUGGGCUGGAGAGGGAGUGUUUGCUUGUCUUCGUUGGUGCAGGCGAGUUCGAGGAGGUCAUGGAGCACCGUGUUGGGAGUGCGAGGCCGCAUAGCGCCGGCUCAGCCAAGUCGACGUAG
Molecule: messenger RNA, 1215 nt
Organism: Trichosporon asahii var. asahii CBS 2479
Lineage: Eukaryota; Fungi; Basidiomycota; Tremellomycetes; Trichosporonales; Trichosporonaceae
Exons: 1
Coding region: 1-1215 (404 amino acids)
Source: RefSeq, a predicted model, not a curated record